AUGAAGGCUACGGUAAUUGGCGCUGCUGGUGGUAUCGGCCAGCCUCUUUCUUUGCUUUUGAAGCAGAACCCGCUGAUCAAGGAGCUUUCGCUGUAUGAUGUGGUGAACGCCAAAGGUGUUGCUGCCGACCUGGGCCACAUCAACUCUGCUUCGCUCGUCCACGGUUUUGUGCCCGACAAUAAUGGCCUUGUCGAGUCGUUGCGCGGCACCAACAUUGUCGUCAUUCCUGCCGGCAUGCCGCGCAAGCCCGGCAUGUCGCGUGACGACCUCUUCAACGCCAACGGCUCGAUUGUGCACGACAUUGCCGAGGCGAUUGCCAAGACGGCGCCCAAAGCGUUUGUCCUGGUCAUCUCCAACCCGGUCAACUCGAUGGUCCCCAUCGUUGCCGAGGUGUUCAAGAAACACAAUGCGUACGACCCGAAGCGUCUCUUUGGUGUCACCACGCUGGACCUUGUGCGUGCCUCGACCUUUGUUGCGGAGGCGAACGGCAAGCCCCACGACGCUGCUGACUACGUCAUCCCGGUCGUCGGUGGACACUCUGGUGUCACCAUCGUCCCGUUGAUCUCGCAGUCCAAGCCGGCGCUGACCAAGGACGACCGUGAGCUGCUCGACAAGCUCACCCACCGUAUCCAGUUUGGUGGUGACGAGGUUGUCGAGGCCAAGAACGGCGCUGGCUCGGCCACCCUCUCGAUGGCGUUUGCUGCUGCGCGUUUCUCUGACGCUGUCAUCCAGGCUGCGCUCGGCAAGCGCGACUCGCCUGUCGUGUACAGCUACGUCGAUCUCGCUGCAGACCCCAAGGGCGCCCAGGAAAUCAAGGCUAUCAUUGGCGACAAGACGCCGUUCUUCAGUGUUCCUUUGCAGCUCGGCCCUGAGGGGAUUGUGGCCAUCAAGCCGUUCAACGCGAUCACCGAGUUCGAGAAGACCGCUCUGGAGAAAGCCGUGGAUGCGCUCAAGGACAACAUCACCAAGGGUGUUGAAUUCAAGAGCAAGGUCUAA
Messenger RNA from Malassezia vespertilionis, 996 nucleotides. Its product is annotated as malate dehydrogenase. Gene Ontology annotation, biological process: tricarboxylic acid cycle; malate metabolic process. NCBI's taxonomy places the organism in Eukaryota, Fungi, Basidiomycota, Malasseziomycetes, Malasseziales, Malasseziaceae. Bases 1 to 996 code for a protein of 331 amino acids. The record is from RefSeq and is a predicted model, not a curated record. The transcript has a single exon. Gene Ontology annotation, molecular function: L-malate dehydrogenase (NAD+) activity. Gene Ontology annotation, cellular component: cytoplasm.